AUGCCGCCACGCGGAAGAGGAGGAAACUUUAGGGGCCGCGGUGGUGGUCGAGGCAGAGGAAGAGGUGGUCGAGGAGGUAAAGCGACAAGCCGAUUUGGUCCCAAUCGAAGAUUCGACGGAACUCGACUUGCAGAUAAUCAAGAAUCAGAAAGCUCUGGAUCAGAAUCAGAGUCUGCGCCUGAAGACACAGUGAUGGACGAUGUCGAUCCCGAGGAUGAAGACGAUGAGCAGACAGCAUCUGCAAAGCCAUACAUGGCCCUUCUACAAAGCUUCAACAACGAGAGCAGUGCCCCCAAUGCUAAGCGACGGAAGCUGGGCCACCAAGAAUCCGCCCAGCUUCAAUCUGACGAGGAGUCUGCAUCUGAGGACGAACAAGACGCCGAGAAGGAUAUCGAUCGUGCCGAGGAAGAACCAGAGGAGCAGGUUGAGGACCAAUUAGACGAUGAUGACGAUUCGGAAGACGAAGAAAACCCAACAGAUCCUUUUGAUCUGCACUUUGCGCAUCCCGAGGACGAUGUUGUCGCAAAGAGAGUCAAGGCAGUGCAAAAGGGCGAUUGGGCGACAAAGCGAGCGCUACUGCAGAACCUGAGGGCAACGGUACAGUAUCCAGGCUGCGACGCAGGAUCCGAGGUGCCAAAACCUAUUACCGGUCUUGAUGGCCUGCAGCUCAAGCAAAAACUCAAGGAGAUUUCCUCUCGCAAGGUUGGCGAGUUCGACGCCGUUCAGCGCAACUUGAGUUCCCUUCUCUUCAAUUAUAAUGAUGUCUUGUUCUGCGAUCGCACAGUACGAAACUCAGAUUCAUUACGAGAGCUGACCUGCCUUCAUGCUCUCAACCAUGUUUUCAAAACUCGAGACCGUGUUAUCAAGAAUAACUAUAAGCUGGCCAAGGAAGGACAAGAUGCCGAUCUGGAACUGCGAGACCAGGGCUUCACUCGGCCCAAGGUGCUCUUCCUCCUUCCUACACGUAAUUCAUGCCUUCGAAUGGUCAACAUGAUUCGUGAUCUUUGCGAACCAGACCAGCAAGAAAACCGCAAGCGAUUCGACGAUGGCUAUGUGGAUAAGGAGGCGAAGUUUGGCGCUGACCGACCAGCUGACUUCAAGGAUCUCUUUGAAGGAAGCGACGACGACAUGUUCCGUCUAGGCAUGAAGUUUACUCGCAAGACGAUCAAGUACUUUUCACAAUUUUACAACUCAGAUAUCCUCUUCGCUAGUCCUCUGGGUCUUCGAAUGGCCAUUGGUUCUGAAGAGGAUUCAAAGCUCGACUUUGACUUUCUCAGCUCAAUUGAGAUGGUUGUUGUCGAUCAAGCAGAUGCUCUUCUCAUGCAGAACUGGGAGCACGUUGAGUUUAUCUUCGAGCACAUGAACCUCCAGCCCAAGGAUGCUCAUGGUUGUGAUUUCAGCCGUGUGCGAAAUUGGUACUUGGAGGAUUGGGCAAAGUAUUUCAGACAGACAGUCGUCUUGUCUGCGUUCAAUACGCCCGAGUUGUCCGAGCUUCUUCGAUUGCAUUGCCACAACUGGGCUGGAAAGGUCCGACUCCAGCCUGAAUACCCCGGGAUGCUAUCGCAACUUGGUAUCAAAGCAAAGCAGACAUUCUCACGAUUCCAGUCUAGCUCCAUCGACAGAGAGCCCGACGCUCGGUUCGAGUACUUUACCUCUGCCAUUAUCCCCUCACUUGCCAAGCGGGCAAAGGAUGCCACUGGUACUCUCAUCUUCAUUCCCUCCUACCUCGACUUUGUGCGUGUACGCAACUAUUUUGCAACAUCGAGUGCCGUCGAGAAUGUCACCUUUGGAGCAAUCUCUGAGUAUGCCGACGUUCCAGAAGCCUCCCGAGCCCGCUCCCAUUUCCUGAAUGGUCGCCAUCGUGUGCUGCUAUAUACCGAGCGAGCACAUCAUUUCCGAAGAUAUCAAUUCACCGGCGUGCAGCGGGUCAUCUUCUACGGCUUGCCCGACAACCCCAUCUUCUACACUGAGAUUGCGGGUGGGUAUCUCAGCAAGAGUGAGCAGGAUCUAAGGCUUGAUCCUGGGCAGGGAACCGUCAAGGUCAUGUUCUCAAAGUACGAUGUGAUGAAGCUGGAGCGAGUUGUAGGCUCCAAGAGAGUUGGCAAGAUGAUUCAGGACCGCGGCGAUACCUUUGAAUUUAUUUAG
This is a messenger RNA of Fusarium sp. VM40, 2145 nucleotides long. The record is from the annotation of a GenBank genome assembly. Lineage: Eukaryota; Fungi; Ascomycota; Sordariomycetes; Hypocreales; Nectriaceae.